CUUUGUACCUUGGAAGUCUUCUGUUUUGCCAAGCCCUCAACUGACACAGACAUGCUUUCUCUGUCAUUACGCCAAACAUUGCGGCCCCUCGCCCUCAGGGUUUCAGGGUGUUUGGGCAGAGAGGGGCAGAUCACAGCGGAGUCAUGCAGGAUAGGCCUCAGGAGCGUCGGCGGCUGGACCGGACAGGAGAGUCUGGCCCAGGACGACCCAGAGAUGUGGAGUCUACUGCAGCAGGAGAAGGACAGGCAGUGCCGGGGGCUGGAGCUCAUCGCAUCAGAGAACUUUUGCAGCCGUGCAGCACUCGAAGCGCAGGGCUCUUGUCUGAACAACAAGUACUCUGAGGGAUACCCAGGACAAAGGUACUAUGGAGGUGCAGAGGUCGUGGAUCAGAUUGAGCUGCUGUGUCAGAAGCGAGCGCUCAGCGUCUUCGGUGUGGACCCAAACUUGUGGGGCGUCAACGUCCAGCCGUACUCCGGAUCCCCCGCUAACUUUGCAGCCUACACCUCCGUACUGCAGCCUCAUGACCGCAUCAUGGGCCUGGAUCUGCCAGACGGAGGACACCUGACCCACGGCUACAUGACAGACACCAAGAGAAUCUCCGCCACCUCCAUUUACUUUGAAUCGAUGCCUUACAAGCUAGACCCUAACACAGGUCUGAUAGAUUACGACCAGCUGGAGAGGACGGCGCGUCUUUUCAGACCCAGACUCAUCAUCGCAGGAACCAGCGCCUACGCUCGCCUCAUCGACUACUCGCGCAUGAAGAAGCUGUGUGUGGAGCUAAAUGCCUACCUGCUGGCAGACAUGGCUCAUAUCAGUGGCCUGGUGGCAGCAGGAGCAGUUCCUUCUCCUUUCCAGUAUGCUGACCUGGUCACCUCCACCACCCAUAAGUCUCUGCGAGGAGCACGGGCUGGCCUGAUCUUCUACCGGAAAGGUGUGCGUUCUGUAGAUAAGAAAGGCCGCGAGGUGCUCUAUGACCUCCAGGACAAGGUGAACUUUGCCGUGUUCCCGUCUCUUCAGGGAGGACCUCACAACCACGCCAUCGCUGGGGUGGCGGUCGCGCUCAGACAGGCUUCCACUCCGAUGUUCAAACAGUACAUCGCUCAAGUGCUGCUGAACGCCAAAGCCAUGGCCAACGCUCUGCUGAAGAAAGGCUACACUCUGGUGUCAGGUGGAACCGACAACCACCUGGUCCUGGUUGACCUCCGACCUCGCGGGAUCGACGGCGCUCGAGCUGAGAGGGUCCUGGAGCUGGUGUCCAUCACCGCCAACAAGAACACGUGUCCCGGAGACAAGAGCGCCCUGACUCCGGGAGGACUCAGACUCGGAGCUCCGGCUCUGACCUCAAGACAAUUUAAGGAGGCAGACUUCGAAAAGGUUGUGGACUUAAUCGAUGAAGGGAUUCAGAUUGCGCUGGAUGUGAAGAAGAAGACCGGAAACCUGGCUAGCUUCAAGUCCUGCCUGCUGGAGGACCAGGACACAGUGUCGCGUAUCGCAGGGCUCCGCCAGCGGGUGGAGCUAUUCGCCAGGCCCUUCCCCAUGCCAGGAUUCACUGACCACUAACAGCGCCACAGACAGGAAGCCUGUUUCAUCCCCUCACGUCGCAAAUGCACCCCGAGGAGCUGCAAUGGAACAGUCUUAGAAUUAUUCGGAUGAUGUCGUCAUGGUAACAAGCUUUGUUUCCGUACGCUGUCGGUUAUAUUUCGGCCUCUGUGCAGAAAGUCAUUUCUGGACACUGACACGUUUCUAUGUCAACUAAAAAUGACAUAAAAAAAUGUAUCUGAUCAAUUGAAAGUCACACAAUACAAACUGCCAGGUACAAAAACAA
Messenger RNA from Stegastes partitus (bicolor damselfish), 1825 nucleotides. RefSeq names its product serine hydroxymethyltransferase, mitochondrial-like. Gene Ontology annotation, molecular function: glycine hydroxymethyltransferase activity; pyridoxal phosphate binding. Gene Ontology annotation, cellular component: cytoplasm; mitochondrion. The coding region runs from base 52 to 1560 and encodes 502 amino acids. Lineage: Eukaryota; Metazoa; Chordata; Actinopteri; Pomacentridae. The record is from RefSeq and is a predicted model, not a curated record. The transcript has 12 exons. Gene Ontology annotation, biological process: tetrahydrofolate interconversion.